AUGGCUCCCACAGGGAACGGGCCAUCGAUACCGAUUCUAGGGUUCCUGACAUGUGUGGCGUUUAUCUAUCUCUCAUUUGGAGGUUUGUGGUUCGAUUUCAAAGGGGAGGCCGAGUUAGGGUUCGUGGGACGGAACGGGACACAGUUCGUGUUGGACGGAAAGCCUCUGUAUGUGAAUGGGUGGAACUCGUACUGGUUCAUGGACCACGCCGUGAAUGAUCACAGCAGGCACCGUGUCGGUGCUAUGCUUGAGGCUGGAGCCAAAAUGGGUCUCACUGUUUGUAGAACCUGGGCCUUCAAUGACGGAGGCUACAACGCUCUCCAGAUCUCUCCGGGCAGAUUCGAUGAACGAGUCUUCAAGGCCUUGGAUCAUGUAAUCGCAGAGGCAAAAUCGCAUGGUGUUCGGUUGCUUCUUAGCUUAGUGAAUAACUUGCAAGCGUAUGGAGGGAAGACUCAGUACGUGAACUGGGCAUGGCAAGAAGGUGUUGGUCUCAGUUCCUCCAAUGAUUCCUUCUUCUUUGACCCAUCUAUCCGCAGAUACUUCAAGAACUACCUCACGGUGCUUCUCACCCGCAAAAACUCUAUAACAGGGAUCGAGUACAGAAACGACCCAACGAUAUUUGCGUGGGAGCUGAUAAACGAGCCUCGCUGCAUGUCAGAUAUCUCUGGGGAUACCCUCCAAGACUGGAUUAACGAAAUGACAGCAUUCAUAAAGUCGAUAGACAGCAAGCAUCUUCUAACCGUAGGCUUGGAAGGGUUCUACGGCCCCAAGAGCCCAAAGCGGCUGACAGUAAACCCAGAGAGGUGGGCCUCUGAGCUUGGUUCAGAUUUUGUUCGGAACUCAGAGUCCCCAAACAUUGAUUUUGCGUCGGUUCAUAUCUACCCUGAUCACUGGUUUCACGAUCAGGGGUUCGAAGAAAAGCUCAAGUUCGUGGUGAAGUGGAUGCUGUCUCACAUUGAAGACGGGGACAAGGAACUGAAGAAGCCGGUUCUGUUCACCGAGUUUGGGCUGUCGAAUCUGAACAAGGACUAUGAGCCGUCGCAGCGGGAUCGGUUCUACAGAACAAUCUUUGAUGUUGUAUACAAAUCAGCCAAGCGGAGGAGGUCUGGUGCAGGCACGCUGGUGUGGCAGCUUCUGAUACAAGGCAUGGAAGGCUUCAACGAUGACUUUGGGAUCGUGCCCUGGGAACAAGACUCCAUCCAGAGGUUAAUGUUGGAGCAGUCUUGCAGAUUGGUUCGGGUCACAGGACGCCAUCAUCUUCAGGCAGACAAGAAGUCGAGAGAAAUGUGUUCGCAGAGACCAUGA
Messenger RNA from Thlaspi arvense, 1305 nucleotides. Lineage: Eukaryota; Viridiplantae; Streptophyta; Magnoliopsida; Brassicales; Brassicaceae. The record is from the annotation of a GenBank genome assembly.